AUGAAGCCUUCGACUGACAUCGAUCUUCCCCAAGAAGCCAUAGAUGAAUAUCGUAGGGUUUUCAAACUCAUCGACAGAGAGAAUCGAGGUGUGCUCAAUCCGUACGAAAUAGGCGUGCUCAUGCGAGCUCUUGGCCUUUCACCAACAGAGGACGAAUUGAAGCAAAUUAUGGACGACUACGACCUUACCAACAGAAAGGGUAUCACGAUUGACGAAUUCCUCGAGGUCAUGACUCGGCGCACCCACUGCACAGGUCUGGGUAAGGACCUUUUGAAAGCCUUUCAACUCUUCGACCGAGACGGCAAUGGUUACCUAUCCGUUCGAGAACUACGAGAAAAGCUCUGCUCGGCUGGCGAUGCACCAUUUAGUGCGAAAGAGUUCGACGAUUUCUUAGCUGGAGUAACGAUUACGUCCGAUGAACAGCUUGAAUACCACCAUUUGGUUGAUCUCAUGAUGCGUAAACCCUCAUGA
Messenger RNA from Perkinsus marinus ATCC 50983, 471 nucleotides. Its product is annotated as calmodulin, putative. The transcript has 5 exons. The record is from RefSeq and is a predicted model, not a curated record. Gene Ontology annotation, molecular function: calcium ion binding. Gene Ontology annotation, cellular component: myosin II complex. NCBI's taxonomy places the organism in Eukaryota, Perkinsozoa, Perkinsida, Perkinsidae. The coding region runs from base 1 to 471 and encodes 156 amino acids.